Molecule: messenger RNA, 339 nt
Organism: Paracoccidioides brasiliensis Pb18
Exons: 3
Coding region: 1-339 (112 amino acids)
Source: RefSeq, a predicted model, not a curated record
AUGGCCUCCAAAGAAAUUCAUCUCGUGGCCAUCAUCAAGCCGAAGCCGGGUAAAAUCGACGAAGUCGCCGCCCUCUUCGCCGAAACCGCCAAAAAGGUCCAAGCCACCGAACCCGACACACUGGCCUACUAUGCCAUCCGACCAAAGACCGGAGACGAAUUGCUCAUCGUGGAGAGGCAAGGACACCCCCCAUACAAGGAUGCCAAGGCGAUUCAGACACAUGGCAGCACGGAGCACUUCAAGGAAUUCUCCGAGGCCGUAGCCCCGCUGGUGCAGGGUCCGUCGACACUGAAGAUUGGGAGAGAGGUUGGUGGGUUUAGGAGGGAUGAGAAGUUGUAA